AUGGCGUCCACCGCAGCGGCAGCACCGGGCACCCUCGUCCCAGCACAGCUCGGCUUCCUCGCCAUAUUCAACCCUUCUCUAGGCAAUACGGACGACACCAUCGACGACCAAAUCGUCUACUACGCGUCCGAGACCACACAGAGCCCGGGCAAGCGGCGGCGGCGCACCCGGGGACGUCCCACAGAGGCCAUUUCCCAGGAGGAGCGGCACGAGCGUCUGCGCCAGAUUGGCCUUGCGCAGGGCAUCAUCAACUUCAGCCGCGGCUUUGCAGACGAUGCGUCGCUGGACACCGUCGAUACAGAAAAGUCAAGGGUGAUUGCCCAUGAGCUGGAACCGGGAUGGUGGAUCCUCGCGAGCAUCAAUCUCACAAAAGUCCCGCUUCCCCCGCGCCUCGUCACCAAAUCUACCGCCAGCGAAGCGCGGCAAGGAAAAUACGACUACUCCAGCAGAGAGAUGAAACCGGCACCGCUCCUCGUACGAGACCUGCUGCGCGCGCACAGCAUCUUCCUCCUGCACCACGACACGUCGCUCAGCGCCUUGUUUGUGCGGAGCAGGCGCGCCAAAUUCACCGCCGUGCUCAGCCGCUACUGGGACCUGUUCCUGUCCACGUGGAAUGUCAUGCUACACGGGAACCCGGCGCGCAGCAUCUUUGGCGGCAUCAACGUCGCAGCCUCUGGCGAGCUCGGCGUCGGCGUGGGCGAGGAGGAGAGAGGCAGUGGCGAGCGCGAGGUCUUGGAGGGGCUGGUCGGCAGGAUAGAAGGCCUCGUCGAUCUUGUCGUAUCCAAGUUUGGCACCGAGGAGCCGGACGACGAGGUGAAGACGCACAGGGACAGCCCCGACGCCCAGCCUUGGUUGGGGACGGGCGAGGAGCCUGCAGCCGAGGACGGGGCCAUAUUUCUGGGCACGGGCGCCCUGAGCAGGAGGUCGGUGAGGGACGUGACGCAAUGGAUGGAGGACUUGUAUCAGUGGGGGGAUCAUGCGUACGGCGUCAUUGACAGUCCCACGUCGAUGAGAGGGAGGAGGGCGAGGAGGCGGCGAGAGUCUGUCGGCGACACCCGGGUGGCAAAGGCAGCUGCUCCAGCAAGCGCAGAUGAGGAGCGUCGUCAGAGGCAGCCGGAGCAGAUUCAAACCGAGCCCCAAAGCCAGCGGCAACCAAAGCAGGCGCAGAAAGCGAAGGACAGCCAGGACGCAGAUGCCCAAGAACAGCCGCCGCCCCCAGAGGCAGCGGGCGACCUCUCCUCCAAAGGCGGCUCAACACCGCCGCCCAGGGCGACCGAAGACGGCAAGCUCGACAAAAUGCUCAGCUACAUGAAACUGGGCUACGGCUCAUACUGGACCAUGCCCGGCUCAAGCAACUCCAACACGCCAACAAGACCACAAUCCGACAAGACGCCAGCCCCCUCGGACACCAGCACAUCCAAGCCCGGCGACAACGCGGCAGCAACGCCCUCCGCCUCGCCGGCGACGUGGCGGCCCAAGUUGCCCAAACGCUCCUCAUCCGACGCCGCCCACGGCCACUACCUCAUCGGCCUCAAAGGCAGCAUCUCCGAGCCGUCCUCGGACAGCGAACCCUCGUGCGGGUCCUCCACGCACAACAACUCGCGCACGCUCCUGCGCACCAUCAACAUUGAGCUCGAGUCGAAAGCCUCGUCCCCGCCCGCGACGACAAUCAUCAAAGACUUUGCCCACCCGGCCAGCCCCCUGACCCAGUCCCAAGUCGCAGGCAGCUUCCUCCCCGGCUACGCAUCCCACGACCUCAACAAGUCGGAAAAGCUCCGCGUGGUCGUCUACGUCAACCGCCCCUUCGUCUUCACCUUCUUCUUCAGGCUGCACACAGACUCGCUGGCCUGGGACUCGCUCUACCGCUCGCUGCACUACCAGCUCGCGCCGCUCAAGAAGCCGCUCCUCGCGUCCACGCGGUACCGCCCAGGACACGGCCAGGGCCACGGGCGCCCCGCCCCGGGCACCAUGUUCAAUCUCGUCUGGGACCCCAAGCAGCUCACCAGCCACUCGACGAUACCCAACAUUCCCGAGUCCUCGGCGUCGGAUGCGUGGUCGCGCGCCGACGCCGUCAACACGCACCUGCACCUGCUGAACAUCCACGCCUCCACGAGGCCGAGGGUGGCCGGGUCCGAGAGAACCCACAAGACGAACAGAGGCUGGUGGAUCGUCUGGACGCGCCUCCUCGGGACACCGGCGCCUGCUCCCGCUCCUGCUCCUGGUAGUGGCAGUGGCAGUGGCAGUGGCAGCGGCGCCGUCGCGCACGACGAGCAGCCACCCUCUCCAGGGCUGUCCGAGACUGAGGCCUCUCGAGAAGGCGGCGGCGGCGGCGCAGAGCAUGAGAACCAGGAGCACACCUCUGCGGUCAGCAAGGAAAUCUUCCUGAUCAGGAGGGCCAGCGACCACGCCGGGUUCCGGAGUCUGUCGGCAGGCGACGGCGGAGACGGUCCAGACAGCGCGAGCAACUUGGUCCAGGGCAUUGGCGUCGACACGCGGAGAUAUGUCGAGCAACUCCUGAGCUUCCUGUGA
Molecule: messenger RNA, 2529 nt
Organism: Metarhizium album ARSEF 1941
Lineage: Eukaryota; Fungi; Ascomycota; Sordariomycetes; Hypocreales; Clavicipitaceae
Exons: 2
Coding region: 1-2529 (842 amino acids)
Biological process (GO): vesicle-mediated transport
Cellular component (GO): Mon1-Ccz1 complex; intracellular membrane-bounded organelle
Source: RefSeq, a predicted model, not a curated record